Molecule: messenger RNA, 219 nt
Organism: Exserohilum turcica Et28A
Lineage: Eukaryota; Fungi; Ascomycota; Dothideomycetes; Pleosporales; Pleosporaceae
Exons: 1
Cellular component (GO): membrane
Source: RefSeq, a predicted model, not a curated record
CCACCUCUAGGUGUCUUCCUCGUCUCAGGCUGCAGCGCCGAUUUCCUGAUCAACAUCCUGUUGACGAUCCUGGGCUAUUUCCCAGGCCACAUCCACGCCUUCUACGUCGAAUACGUGUACAUCAAGCGGCGCGAUGAGAUCCGCGCGGGCAUCUACGACGCGCAGCCCGCGCCUGGUAUUUACAGCCAGAAGGUGCUGAAUGGCGGGCACAAGGGCGGU